Molecule: messenger RNA, 2221 nt
Organism: Dinoponera quadriceps
Lineage: Eukaryota; Metazoa; Arthropoda; Insecta; Hymenoptera; Formicidae
Gene: Tmem214
Product: transmembrane protein 214-A
Exons: 9
Coding region: 142-2175 (677 amino acids)
Cellular component (GO): Golgi apparatus; endoplasmic reticulum
Source: RefSeq, a predicted model, not a curated record
GGCUGACACUUUGCCAACAAAACCCGCUCGCGCACGCUCCAGCUAGCUCCAGUUAGCUACAGUGCCUUUUGGAGUCAGGCAGCGUUGUUGUUGUUGUUAUUAUUUUCUGCAGUACUGUACUAUCACUUUGCACUUGACACGAUGUCAUCUGGCGGUUGGGAAUUGGUCGGUAAGAAGAAAGACAAAACGAAUGGCAAGGCGAACAAACUUACGAAGGCGGAGAAGAAGAAAUUCAUCGAGAACGCGCCAAAAGUCGAGGACUUUUUGCCACUGAGUCAAGUAAAGACACUGUACGACAAUCUAGAUGGUAAUAAGGAGACCAAAAAAUCUCCCAAGGCAAAGGAACAUAAGAUGAAAGAGAAUGAAGAGAAAAAAAAACAGCAACAGCAGAAGCAGCAGCAGGCUGAGAAGAAGAAACAGGAACCAAAGGAGAAACCUCCAAAAAAUAUAAAAGACGCAUUGAAUGCGAUCGAUGUGAAAGAGCUUAAUAAUGUGCUGGCGACCUCACAGGCCAGAUAUCCGGAAGCUCCGUUGAUCUGGCUGAAGAACCUCGCGGCAUUCCUCAAUGUUAAAAUACCCAUCGACAAGGAGGACGCAAUUUUCUCAGGAAAGCCCAAGGACUAUCCGUUGAGUUUAGUACCUAAGGCAAUCUCUUCUACGUUAGAACGCGUGGUAGAAAUGGCGGGCCAACAGUCCGUCCAAUGUUUCUACGAGAGCACUCUCACGUCGAUGGCCAUCGACAUGGUCAAGGGAAUCCCCGUGGUUGGUCACAAGAUAUUUUUGCAGCUGCUGGCGCACUUAAAUCCCGAGAUGACCGCCGCAAACAUUCCCAAGCUGACCACAAUAAGGAACUCUUACGAGAACAGGAAAAACGUCGGUCUGUCCCUGCUGUGGGCCUGGUCGCAGGCCGGCAGGAAGAACCUGGCGGUCGGCUUGAAAAUCUGGCACGAGUUGAUGUCGCCGAUGCUGGAUAUGAAGGGCUACGCGAACUACGUCGUGCAGAUCUUGAACGACCUUGUCUUCGGCCACGACAAUGUUCGCGAUCUCAGUUUGGACCUGUACCUGGACAUCAUCACGGAAACUUACUCGAAUAAGUUCAGCAACCAGCCGGUGAAUCUGGUGGCAGAGAUCGGCGCGAGUAUCGAUAAGCUGAGAUCGAUAGUAUUUAAGAACAAGGACAUAAGUUACACGAAAUUGUUCGAAAUGUUGCUCGGGAGAGUGACGCCGAAGUCGCACGCGGACUACAGGCAUGAGAUAAUCAAGGCACUCGCGGAUUGCCUCGUCACGGAACCCCGUUGCUUCGCCAUAUGGGGUUCUAUCUACACCACGCACUUGUAUCAGUCCAGUCUUCUCUUGCAGUACAUCGAUGCGAAUUUACCCGGUUUGCAGCCGCAGUUGAGGACGAAGCAUUUCAAAGAAACUCUCGCGAUCUUCCAGAACAGUAACGAGAAAUGGAAGAAAGGCAAAGACGAGAGUCUCGCGAACACGUGCAAGCUUACAUCUCAGGCACUAUUAAAGAAGAUGACUUCCUCCACACGCCGUGGCUUUCCCUGGAGGACAGGCAGUCUGUUUCUGUUGCUAAUUAUUGGUGCUAUUGUAGCAUAUGACAUACAAAAACAUGGCUCCUUCCAAGCAUCCAAAAUUGGAAUAUUCGUGAAAACUAGUGGAAUCUUGAAGCAUGUUGAGAAGGCAUGGACUACUAUAAAGUUGUAUUCGUCUGCAGGACACCAAACAAUUAAGGAUAGCUCAGAAUAUUACAAAGCCGCGGUUGAUCUCUGUGUGCCAUACGUUAAAUUAGCCGGCGAUGUCUAUGUCAUAGUAAAGAACGUUUCGAUUAAAAUGUACAACAACGCUUUAGUAUACGUCGAGAAGAAGACACCCGUGGUCCUGGAUACGGUCGAGCACUAUCUCCCAGGAAUUGUAGAUCAGAUUCAAUCCCGGAGUCUCCAGGCAUUAGAGUUUGUGAAAGUUUCUUUCGCUCUGGUUGGAGAGAAAGUCAUUGAGCAUUCCAGCGCGACGAUAGAUUGGCUGGGAAAGAACGUCUUCGUAGGUAAACUUAGCCCGGAGAAUCUCGGAGAUUACGCCGUAUGGACGAUACGCACGACACUAUCGUACGCGAGUGAAACGUAUGACUGGGUAUACGAAAAAGUACAGACUCUCUCGAAAAUGCCAUGAAUAAUAAAUUCGUCGAUUAUCCUACGGCGAUUCAUUGCGUCGGUAA